Molecule: messenger RNA, 1014 nt
Organism: Rhizophagus irregularis DAOM 181602=DAOM 197198
Lineage: Eukaryota; Fungi; Glomeromycota; Glomeromycetes; Glomerales; Glomeraceae
Source: RefSeq, a predicted model, not a curated record
AUGGAUAUUAUAACUAGUAAUUUGCAGAAAUGUAAAAAAUGUCAAAAAAGUUUACCUAUGGAAGCUUUCAUUAAUGAAAACACACGCCAGUUUAAAACUUGUAAUAUAUGUCACCAUAAUGCUGCUUUACAAUAUGAACAAUCUAAUCAAUUUAAUUCAGAACUUUUAACACUAGAAGAAAUGUCAAAACAACUAUUUGUAAAGAUUUUAGAAAUUGACACUAAUGAAUACUUAGAAAAUGAUUUAACUGGAAUAGAUUUUAAUUGCAAUAUUUCAAUUGAUAUGAUAGACGAUGAUCCAAAAAAAUUAUCCAAGAUGAUCAUUGACUUAAUAAGUGAAAGUGAUGGCUAUUAUUAUAUUUAUAAGGAUUCUUAUACUUCAAAGUUGAUUAAAAUCAAACUUAAAAUGGGAACCAAUAUUGCAUCAGUUAAUCUUCAGCAUUCUAUAAUUCAUAAACAACCUGAACGAUUUGGUGUAAAUGAAAAUAUUGAAGAAGAAAUCAGAAAAAACAUUCAUCUUACUCCAAGUGAUAUUUAUCGAAUUCUAGAACAUGAUAAUCCUAAUUUAACACAAAAGCAACAAGAAUACAUUAGAGAUGAUAAAAAUCAACUAAAUUCAGCUGAAGUUCUUCUAAAUGAAUAUGGAUAUAAAACUCUACUUAAUAAUACUAAAGAUAGAGUUAAAUAUUUAAGCUUUACUACACCAUUUUUUGAAAAAAUGAUAGAAACCCAAGAAAUUGUUGUUGAUGCAACAUAUAAGACUAAUGUUUUUGGAUAUGAACUUUAUGCUAUUAUUGGACAAUUUGAUGGUUCAGGUUUUGCAAUGACUUAUCUAUUUGUAGAAGGAAGUAAAAAAAGUGAUAGAGCACAAACUGAAAUCUUGACUUUAUUUUUUAGAGCAUUAUAUGAUUUAGGGAUGAAAAAUAUUCAAUUUUUUUUAACAGACAAAGAUUUUGCGCAAAUUUUAGCUGCACAACAAAUUUGGCCACAUGUCAAAAUACAAAUAUGUCUUUAG